Messenger RNA from Odobenus rosmarus divergens (Pacific walrus), 3163 nucleotides. It is a transcript of the gene NTRK2, whose product is annotated as neurotrophic tyrosine kinase, receptor, type 2. Gene Ontology annotation, molecular function: brain-derived neurotrophic factor binding; brain-derived neurotrophic factor receptor activity; axon guidance receptor activity. The coding region runs from base 727 to 2160 and encodes 477 amino acids. The record is from RefSeq and is a predicted model, not a curated record. Gene Ontology annotation, biological process: trans-synaptic signaling by neuropeptide, modulating synaptic transmission; synapse organization; protein phosphorylation. Gene Ontology annotation, cellular component: plasma membrane; signaling receptor complex; axon. The transcript has 13 exons. Lineage: Eukaryota; Metazoa; Chordata; Mammalia; Carnivora; Odobenidae.
UGCUGCUGCUGUCUGCUCCUGGCCAGUGGCACCGAUGCCUCCCUCCUCCCCACUCGCCCCCAGAUUCCCCUCCCCUCCCUGUUGCUUUUGUCUGGAGGGUGUUAUGGGUUUGUGUGUGCAUGAGCGUGUGUGUUUUUGGAUUUCAGACUAAUUUUCUGGAGUUUCUGCCCCUGCUCUGCGUCAGCCCUCACGUCACUUCGCCAGCAGUAGCAGAGGCGGCGGCGGCGGCGGCGGCGGCUCCCGGAAUUGGGUUGGAGCAGGAGCCUCGCUCGCUCCUUCGCUCGCGCUCUCCGCGCUCAGUGCCCGGCGGCAGGAGGAGCCUGCACCCAGGCGCCGCGGGCGGGCUGUAGGCGCCGGAGCCCGGCCCCGAGGUGCGUCCCGGAUCCCAGUGCGCGUCUAGCAAGGAGCCUGCGUCCCGGGGAGUGCCGGCAGCGCCGCGGGCCGGUGCUCGGCGCGCCGGGCCAUGCAGCGGCGGCCGCGGCGGAGCUCCGAGCGGCCGUAGCGCCCCCUGUGAGGCGGCCCAAGAUGCCCCGGCCACUGUGAACGGUGCCGCCCGCCAGGACACGCUCAGCCCCGGACACGCUCGGCUCUGCGCGCCCGCGACAGGCACCGGGCGAAGGAGCGGCGAGCGCGGCACAGGCCGCCCAAGCAGGGGCAGGGGAGGCCCGCCCGUGCAGCGCGCGGACACGUACUCAGUCCGACUCGGGCUGGCACUGGCGGCUAGGGAUGUCGUCCUGGACGAGGUGGCAUGGACCCGCCAUGGCGCGGCUCUGGGGCUUCUGCUGGCUGGUUGUGGGCUUCUGGAGGGCCGCUCUCGCCUGUCCCACGUCCUGCAAAUGCAGCGCCUCUAGGAUCUGGUGCAGCGACCCUUCUCCGGGCAUCGUGGCGUUUCCGAGGUUGGAGCCCAACAGUGCAGACCCUGAGAACAUCACCGAAAUCUACAUUGCCAAUCAGAAAAGGUUGGAAAUCAUCAACGAAGAUGACGUUGAAGCUUAUGCAGGACUGAAAAAUCUGACAAUCGUGGAUUCUGGAUUAAAAUUUGUGGCUCAUAAAGCAUUUCUGAAAAACAGCAAUUUACAGUACAUCAAUUUUACCCGAAAUAAACUGAUGAGCUUGUCUAGGAAACAUUUUCGUCACCUUGACUUGUCUGAGCUGAUCCUGGUGGGCAAUCCAUUUACAUGCUCCUGUGACAUUAUGUGGAUCAAGACUCUUCAGGAGACUAAAUCCAGCCCAGAAACUCAGGAUUUGUACUGCCUAAAUGAAAACAGCAAGAAUAUUCCCCUGGCAAACCUGCAGAUACCCAAUUGUGGUUUGCCAUCAGCAAAUUUGGCUGCACCCAACCUCACUGUGGAGGAGGGAAAGUCUAUCACAUUAUCUUGUAGCGUUGCAGGCGAUCCAGUUCCGAAUUUGUACUGGGAUGUCGGUAAUCUGGUUUCCAAACAUAUGAAUGAAACAAGCCACACACAGGGCUCCUUAAGGAUAACUAACAUUUCAUCUGAUGACAGUGGAAAGCAAAUCUCCUGUGUGGCAGAAAAUCUUGUAGGAGAAGACCAAGAUUCUGUGAACCUCACUGUACAUUUUGCUCCAACUAUCACAUUUCUCGAAUCUCCAACCUCAGACCACCACUGGUGCAUUCCAUUCACUGUGAAAGGCAACCCCAAACCAGCGCUUCAGUGGUUCUAUAACGGGGCCAUAUUGAAUGAGUCCAAAUACAUCUGUACUAAAAUCCAUGUUACCAAUCACACGGAGUACCAUGGCUGCCUCCAGCUGGAUAAUCCCACUCACAUGAACAAUGGGGACUACAAGUUAGUAGCCAAGAAUGAGUAUGGGAAGGAUGAGAAACAGAUUUCUGCUCACUUCAUGGGCUGGCCUGGAAUCGAUGAUGGUGCCAACCCAAAUUAUCCUGAUGUAAUUUAUGAAGAUUAUGGGACUGCGGCAAAUGAUAUUGGGGACACCACGAACAGAAGUAACGAAAUCCCUUCCACAGAUGUUGCUGACAAAAGCGGUCGGGAACAUCUCUCGGUCUAUGCUGUGGUGGUAAUUGCGUCUGUGGUGGGAUUUUGUCUGCUGGUGAUGCUGUUUCUGCUGAAGUUGGCGAGACACUCCAAGUUUGGCAUGAAAGGUUUUGUUUUGUUUCAUAAGAUCCCACUGGAUGGGUAGCUGAAAUAAAGGCAAAGACAGAGAAGGGGGCUGUGGUGCUUGUUGGUUGAUGCUGCACUGUAAGCCGGACUCUUGGGAUGGGCAUUGGCUUCUCCCGGGAGGUGCCGCUUAGCUGGGGGUCUUCUAGUAGCUGUGGGUGGUGUUUGCAGGAGGUCCUGUGUGAAGCCGGCGGCUGUCCUGAGCUGUGUUUGGGGAGCACCGCUGCAGAGGCAGCUCCCAGGCUGCUAAGCAAACACUCAAGAAAACAUCUUAAGUUAAUGCUUCUCUUUUGUUCUUGCAAUUGUUCAAAUAUGAAAUUGACAUGGGAUUCCGUUGGUUUAUGCUUCUCUUCUGAAAGGAGUGUUCUUUGACCAUACUGGAAAUGUAAUGAUUCUUAUUGUUUCUGUUCAUUAAAGGUGAACUGCAAAGUUUAAAAAAAAAAUCUAAAUUUAGGGACAGGUAUAAGAACACACUAAACAGCCUAAUCUCCACGUAACACGUAGUUUAGCGUUGUUUUCUGUUGAUGUUUAAUGAAGACCGAAUUCAGAAAGUCUCUCUUUUCCGUCUACAACGCAUCGACUGAGAAAGUUAAGGGCAUCGCUGUGGGGACUUGGCCAGGCCACCGAGAGGUUCUCUCCUUCACUGAUGAUAAAGGUCCAGAGUCAUGCAAUCAAUGCUAAUGAUUUUUCUAAAGUUUGUUAGCAGGUGAAAAAUAAAAGGAGCUCUGUGGUCAGGGGCUCUAGAUUUAGGUUACGUGUAGUCAGUUUCAGAAUAACUACAAGAGUGAAAUAGACACACAUGGCGCGCAUGUCCUUUUAUUUGCCCCCUGCGAUCCACCUGCUUUUUAGAAGUUUCCUAGUGAGAAGGCCGCAGUAUCUCAUGCUGUUCCCAUGACAGAACUGCAGCUUUUCUACUCUGAAAAGGUCUGCAGGCAGAAUGGCUGGCCUGCUGGGAGCAGGAGACCAUAUUCUAAGAAGGAUAGAUACUGCAUACUACAGUACUGCUGGUUUUCAUGGGCAGGAAG